AUGUCAAAUUCAUCGCAGUUAGAAUUUGUUUCAGUCGGUUCACUUGGUUCGUUGGAGUUUGGAAAAUCAUUUAUUGAUCAACCACGUGGCAUUGCUUAUCGCCCAUCGGAUUCAUUGCUAUUCGUAGCUGAUUCCAAAAAUGAACGUGUCGUUGCGUUUACAGAAGACAAUAAAGUUGCCAAAAUUAUCAGUCAUUACGGAACGAAAAAUGGUUUAGCUGUCUUGAGUAAUGGCGAAAUUGUUAUGAGUGACGAAUUACAAAUGUUAAUUUUAAAUAAUGAUCUGCGUUUGACACGUACGAUUGCUUGCGAUGAUAUCGAUGCAGGCCUAACGAAUUAUCAAGGUAUUUGUGUAGAUAAAAACGAUUUGAUUUAUGUUUGCGAUCAAGCAAAUCGACAAAUCAAAGUUUAUGAUCACAAAACUGGAAAUAUCGUACGAUUUUUUGGGAAUAAAAAUAUCUUCAGUUCAUUAGCAUAUUGUGUUGCCACUAAUGAACAUAUUUACGUAACAGAUCCACAAGGUUCGUGUGUUCAUAAGUUCACUCUGGAAGGUAUAUUUGUACAACGUUUUGGUAGUGAAACGACAGGAAAUUUUUCCUUACCGUUAUCAAGUCCUCGUGGCAUUACUACAUUACCAGAUACACAUUACCUGUUAAUUGCUGAUUCACAUAAUGAUCGUCUUGUACUUUUUGACGAUCACGGACAAUUUCAGCAACUGAUGGCCAGUGGUAUUGAAUAUCCAGAAUCAUUAGCUGUCAAUACCAAAGGAAAUGUGUUCGUUGCAAUGAACGAUCGAAUUGGUGUAUUUAGUCAACAGAACAAAUGA
Adineta ricciae is the source of this 825-nucleotide messenger RNA. NCBI's taxonomy places the organism in Eukaryota, Metazoa, Rotifera, Eurotatoria, Adinetida, Adinetidae. The record is from the annotation of a GenBank genome assembly.